GCGGCCGCGCCCACCUUCGCUUUACCCAAACCCAUUUCCCCUCCUAUUCCAACCGCCUUCCUUCCACCUCAGCUUUCCUUCCGCUCAAAAAAAAUGGCGGUCUCGCAGUUAGAGGGGCUGCGGAAGGCGUACGCGGCAAUCAUGCUGAACAUGGCCAAGGAGUCGGCGGCGCGGGUGCUGGCGGCGGAGCGGAGCGUGGCGGUGCUAGCCGAAGGGAUUGCGGCGGCCAAGGAAGAUGGCAUCGCGGCUCUCGUCCGGCUCAAGGACAUCAUGAAGGCCAGGAUGAAGCAGGUGGAAUCGCAAUCUUUGGCACAUGUUAGUAAGAUCAGUGAACUUCAGGAGCAAUUACAUGAUGCUUGGAAUACUGUGGCAUCCCUUCAAGUUGAGCUGCAGAGAGCAAAUACCGAAUUGGAGGAGACACGGAAAACUUUAGCAGAGGAAAGAAUGAAUAUCCUUCCAACCUGUGAUAAGAUUGGUUCAAAUAAAAGCAAGACCUCUCGUUCUAAGGUGCAUCUCCGAAAUAGAAAUUUGUCAUCAGAGAACAAAAAUACCAUUCGCCGUGUUUCCAUUGACACCAAGGAAAAUGGAGCUGUUGAAAACAUGGCGAACCUGUAUCAUCGUGGUUCUGAUAUGUCAUCAUUUAUAGCAAGAAAUAAGAAACGUGAGUUGUAUCGUAAUGGAUGUACACAGCGCAUUCGCGCUCUUAAACAGCGGAGUCCUGCUGCAGACUCCUCUAAACAAAACAGCAAGGACGCAAGCACGUCGAAUAACCGUUCAAAGACUGGAAAGAGCGAUAGUGCUAGGAGCACUAGACAGACGAGAUCCACCAUCGAACAAAUACUUCAAACAAAGUUUCUGGCGAACUGCAAGCGCAAGAGAGGUCAACGAAGCAGGCCUGGCUAUAAGCAUGAUAGUCCUGAUGCGCAUGUUAAAACAGAAGAUAAAUCAUCUGACACCUCUGAUGAAAACGGCUGUUUGCUGCUUCUUCAGGCACUUGAACAGGAUCUUUCACCUCCAAAUUUGUUUUCUGGACAUAGUGGUGAGGGAUUAACUGAUUUGAAGGACAAUUUGUUGAUGGGUGGGAAGGUUGUUGACUUCAAUUCUUGCAUGGCCUCCGCUGGAGCAAUAGAUGCACAUGCAAUCAGCAACAUGCGGGCGACAAGGAGAAAAAGAUCUAAGAUGGUUAGGGUUUUUGAAGCUGGUUGUUCUGAGUCCAAAAGUAUUCCAGGUAACAAUCUGCUAAGAUCAACCAAUGAGGAUACCAUUUUUGAGAGUGGGCAGAGCUCUGAAAGGAUAGAUGAUCACUCUGAUACACCUGCAAUAAACAAUGCUUCUGUUUUGAGUGAUGCCACUAAAAAUCCAGUUCAUUGUAGUGGUGCCAACAAUGAUCAAUUUCAGUCUGGGAACAGCUCCCCACUAGUUCUUCAGUCAACCGAAAGUCAAGUUGAUGGUGAAGGUGAAUUACGAGCGCAGCACCCAGACUGCAGAACACCGGAGACUAAUUUAGCAAAAAGGAAAGAAGGUGAAUUACGAGCGCAGCACCCAGACUGCAGAACACCGGAGACUAAUUUAGCAAAAAGGAAAGAAGGUAAAGUCGAUGAAAGUUGCAAUUUAGCUUCAGACAGAGCUGAUCAUUUAAUCAUCAGCUCCUUGGAGAAAGAACAAAGCGCGAAAGCAUCAUCCGGUGUGUCCGUGCAACCUGAAGGCAUGAGAUGUAUCAAAUACACAUUCAAUCGCAGGAAACGGAAGAAUGUGUCUUUGAACAGCAGCAGUCUAGUUAGUCUAGCUGACAAACAAGACUCUCAGGCAAAGCCUGAGACACAGAAUCACUUGGUAGAAUCACCUAAAGGCGACAACCAACUAGCCCAUGUUGCCCAACAGCUCAUUUUGUUGUCAGAGCUGAAGUGGUAAGAAUUUUGCAAUGCAUAAACCUGAAAGGCCGGGUUCAGUGUAAUGAUGGUUAAGAGAUAUGCUUCAGUAAGUGAUGCAAUAGAUUCUUCAAGGGACGAGAAACUACAUCUGGUGGCAAGCAGCAGCAGCAGCAGCAGAGAGACCAAGAAAUCUAGAUCGUAGUUUAGCAUGCAACAAAGAGUGACUUAACAUAUACCUCAGCCAGUUGUUAUUUUAGAAGAAUGUACAAAUUAGGUAAUGAAUUUGGAAUUAUUUAGUCGAUGUUGAAUUGAAACUAUUGGUUUAUAAGCAGGUGAUAAAUUUCGAAUUA
This is a messenger RNA of Hordeum vulgare subsp. vulgare (domesticated barley), 2221 nucleotides long. RefSeq lists its product as uncharacterized. The record is from RefSeq and is a predicted model, not a curated record. Lineage: Eukaryota; Viridiplantae; Streptophyta; Magnoliopsida; Poales; Poaceae. The transcript has 6 exons. Bases 94 to 1911 code for a protein of 605 amino acids.